Aquila chrysaetos chrysaetos is the source of this 3803-nucleotide messenger RNA. Its product is annotated as collagen alpha-1(I) chain-like. Gene Ontology annotation, biological process: negative regulation of gene expression, epigenetic; protein localization to heterochromatin; negative regulation of DNA-templated transcription. The record is from RefSeq and is a predicted model, not a curated record. The transcript is spliced from 12 exons. The coding region runs from base 1048 to 3423 and encodes 791 amino acids. Lineage: Eukaryota; Metazoa; Chordata; Aves; Accipitriformes; Accipitridae. Gene Ontology annotation, cellular component: nucleoplasm.
CUGCUGGAUUCCUUUCCCAUAUCCCAAAGAGCUAAUUGAUCCACCCACUUAGUUAAUUGAUUUAUAGCUAUUAGAGACUAUAAUUAACCGACCAGCUGGAAAGCUCUGUGUUAUCUGCCCGGUGGGAGCAGCGUUGAGAAGCAGCCAGCUCCGAUGGGCCGCAGGCUGCCCCGUCCCCACAAACAGCACCGCUCGUUUGCUGUCUUUGAAGGAUUUUACUGCACCUCAGACUUUGGGCUUUCCCUUUUAUCUCUUCCUUUGCUAACAUUUGGCGUCAGUGAGCUCACCCCGAGCCUCCCUGUUUUCCCUUAUCUCCUCCCUUCUUCCUGCAAGGUCACAAACUCGUCUUUGUGCUCCGUCCAUGUCGAUGCAGGAGUUUGCAUUGCUGGGCAGACGAGUUCGAACCGGCUUGCUAUCAAAGCAUUCCCAGGCCCCAGCAAAACCUCCCACUGCUGUCAGACCCUGACACAACGCAGAUGUUCCUUAAGCAUCGGGAAGGUGAUGCAGCUCAUCGCGGGGCCGAGCGAGAUGUCCGUACCUUGCACUGGUGCAUCUGGCCGGUGCUAACAAACUCCUGGGCGUGCCGUUCCCCACGGGAACGCAGGGAAAUAGGGAGGAGGAGACGCUGUAGGUGCCUGGCAGAGGUGCCCAGUGCCUGGCUGCCCCAGGAGGUGAUACGUCGGACCGGCAGCGGGCUCGGAAAACCCUCUGAGCCGCAGCGGGCUCUGUCCCUGGGGCUGCUGGCAGGUAGCGAUGCUGCGAGCAGGGAUCAAACCCCUCUGCGGUGCUAGAGGGUGAAGGGACACGGGCGGCUUCAGCCGCACGUCGACCCGGAGCAGCUCUCGGUGAACCCGCUGGCACUGAGCCGCAGCCUCCCGGCAGCCCCGGUGCUGGAACCAGCCGUGCCCGGUGAGCGGGGCUGCCCGUGCGGGGAGCGGGGUGCUGGGCACGCCGGUCCUCGGCCUCCCGGCGUCGGCAAAGCUGGGUGCUGACCCUGCGGGGGCCUUCUCCUCACUGGGACCGGGGCCAGGACGAGCUUUCGGCAAGAUGUUCUCACCGGCGGGCUGCAGGAGGGAAUUCCUGGGCUGCUCCAGGGAGCCCGGUCCGUGGCAGACUGGACCACCGCCACCGUCCCACGCUCACGGCCCCCAGGACGUCUGGGACAAGCCGCCCUGGGAGCACCAGCACAGGAGAGGCAGGGGCGGAUGGUGCCCGCGCGGUCCGUGGGACCCCAGACCCUUCCCUGGCCCUGCCGACUUCCAUGGGAACAAGGAGGGCAGAUGGGCACCCCACGACUGUCCCCCAUCACCCUCUUGGGAUGACAGAGAAGACAGAGGAGGACCUGAGGACUUCUUCGGAGAGGGCUGGCACCGGCCUGGUCCCUGGGACCCCAGACCCUUCCCUGGCCCCGCCGACUUCCAUGGGAAUGAGGAGGACAGGAGAUGGGCAACCCACAACCGUGCCCCGCCACCCCCUUGGGAUGACAGAGAAGACAACCAAGGACCUGAGGACUACUUCGGAGAGGACUGGGACCAGCCCGGUCCCUGGGACCCCAGACCCUUCCCUGGCCCCCCCGACUUCCAUGGGAACGAGGAGGACAGGAGAUGGGCACCCCAUGACCGUCACCCACCACCCCAUUGGAAUGACAGGGAAGAAAACCAAGGACCUGAGGACUGCUUCGGAGAGGGCUGGCACCGGGAGCCGUGGUCUGGCCCCAGCUGCUUUGCCUGGUCUGAAUUUCCCGGCGAGGAACAACACCCACCGUGGCCCCCCGCCAGCCUGCCGGGGUGGGUGGCCGUGCUGAGGGUGGGGGGACCGUGCAGCCGUGGGGUGGUGAGCAGGGGUGCCGGGACCACGCUUUGCUCCAGUGCACAGCCAAGGGGGGAUGCAGUGCUGAAGGUGGCCCUGCUCAGGGGGGGGGGGGGGGUUGCACCGGAGACCCCUUCCAGCCUAAACCCCCUACCCUGGGGCUGCCUUUGCUCCCGCAGGGAGCGAGGCGGCUUUCAGGAUGGCUGCCCGUCCUGGGGCUAUCAUGGCCUGGGUGGGAAACGCGGCAGACGCCUUCGCCGUGGCCACCGAGAGUUAACCUUGGUCCAGCGCUUUCCGUGUUCCUGGCUCUCCAGAGGUUUGUGCCAACGCUGUACGAUGCAAGGGGUCCCACGCCGCUGUGCUCGUCCUCGGCAGCAUCUCCUUGGUGCUCGCCAGCAUCUCCUCGGGCAGAGCGAGGAGUCGCUCCCAUUGUGUUUCUCGCUCUGCAGGGAAUCGGCCGUUCUGCAAGUCCUCUCAUUCCCUCCCUGGGACAAGCCAGCCGGGGGUCAAAGAGCAGCAGCACUCCGCUUCUCCCCAGCCGCUUAUGUCCUGCAAAGGCGAUGUGCUGAGCACGAAGCACACGGCUCAGGUUGUGGGUUUUUACCCCCCCGCCCCGCCCCAGCACCCACCAGUGACUCGAGUUUGCGCGGUCUGAGCCCUGCGUGGUGCCGCCAUGCCCCUAACCAGCGUGGUUUCCCCCAGGGCCCGCCGGCAGCGAGCAAGAAGGUCCCGGAGCCCCCCGGACCGGCCAGCAGCCCUCAGAAGAGCCCGGCCACUGAUCCCCGGGCUGCGACAGAGGCUGCAGAGCCGGAGCAGGCAGCAGAAGCGGCGUCGGUCGAGCCAGGAGCCAGGCAGAAACCUGCAGGCAGCCACAGCCAAGUGGAAACAGCUUUGGAAACAGAGCCAGCCCCGCCAGAGAAGAGCCCUGCUGGGACGGGGGAGCAACUUGAGGUAGAGCCGUGCAGCCAAAGCGUCCCUAAGGCUGGUGCAGAUGGUGGGUCCCAUCCCCACAGUCCAACAGCCCCUCCGGAGCCUGCCGAGAAGGUCCACGCCACGGCCGGCUCUGCUGGAGAGGCGGGUGCUGAGCUCUGCCCGUGCUCCGGGGGAGAGCAGCAUCUGCAGGAUGGAGCUGAAGAAGCCAAGGGAGAAGCUGCCUGCGAUGAGCUUCUCGGUGUCCUUCAGCCAUCCGACAACUCGCAGGUCCCGCCGGGAGCUACCGUGGAGCCUGACGCACAGCCCAGCCAGGCUUGCUCCGAUAUCUGUGCUGCGCCAGAGACCUCACCAGGGACCCAGCACCCUCCUGGGUCCGGUGAGACGGAACCGGCUGCAGACAGCCAGCACCAGCUCUGCUCCACGCUCCCGACACCCUCCCCGGCCAGCACGGACCUCCGCUCCGCCGCCGUCCUCGCCAGGAAGGAGGAGAUCGAGCUGUCGUACCAGCAGUUCAGCCUGACCAUCGCGGUGGUGGCCACAAUGCUGCUGCAGAAGGAGCCCUCCAUGGAGCCGGCGCUGGGGCUGGCGCUGAGAGCCAACCUCCGCCAGGGCCGGAUCCAUCACCUGCAGGAGCUGGAGGAUUUCAUCAACAGCUAUGACUCGGCCACCCUCAGCCGCUGACGGGGGGGCCGGGGUGAGCGGACGGACACCCCCUCUCACCACCCGGGGUUAGAGGGGGGUGAUGGGGGGCUGUGCCCGUGCAGCGGGGUGCUCGUGAUGGGGCCGGAGCCCUCGGGUCGAGGCGAUACGGACACGUUGGCACAGUCUCGCCAUCUCUCUUGGGAAUGGAGGAGGAGGGGGCUGCUUAGUUUUAGCCCUGCCCAGACCUGUUCGUGCAGCAAAAGGGGGAGCUGGUUUUACUAGAGGGUGAUGGGAGGGACAGCGGAUGUGGGGAGCUCCCCGGCUCCUCGCUCCAUUCCUGGUUCACAGGGAUGUACCUCGAAACCCUGGGGUUUGUUCUUGGUUUUAAAUCUAAAAAUAAACCAGCUGUGAUGUGUGCA